This is a messenger RNA of Saccostrea echinata, 1432 nucleotides long. RefSeq names its product proton-coupled folate transporter-like. The transcript has 4 exons. Gene Ontology annotation, cellular component: membrane. Gene Ontology annotation, biological process: transmembrane transport. The record is from RefSeq and is a predicted model, not a curated record. NCBI's taxonomy places the organism in Eukaryota, Metazoa, Mollusca, Bivalvia, Ostreida, Ostreidae. Gene Ontology annotation, molecular function: transmembrane transporter activity. The coding region runs from base 8 to 1411 and encodes 467 amino acids.
AUCGAAUAUGAAAUCAGAAAUUAGAGAGGACUACCUUCGGAUUUUUGUACCACUAUGUGCCGCAAAUUUCUGUUUAUUUUUUUCUAUUGUUAUGUGUACAUACACGGCUAGUGAAUAUGGGCAUGAUACAUUUUGGAACCUGAAAUUUCCCAACAGAACAGCGUCCAACAGUACAGACAAAUCUUUGUGCGAUACAAACACAUCUUCUCAAGGAUACAAGGAUGAGCAAAUUGUACAAAAGACUGUGGCGAGGUGGAAUGUGUACAUAUCGAUAGCACAGGGAGUUCCUCUUGUCCUCUCCAGCGUUAUAUUUUCACCACUUAGUGACUCUAUUGGACGAAGACCAUUUCUGUUUCUGGGAUCAUUUGGUGCCGGCAUCAAACAGCUCUUAAUGACUUUAGCCAUUGUUUUUCAAUGGAACGUGUACCUUUUCAUACCAUUCACAUUGAUUGAGGGCCUUUGUGGAAGCUGGGUUGCUCAACUUGCAGUCGCAAUGUCUGUUGUCUCAGAUCUGACAACAGCAGGAAAGUCUAGAUCGUAUUUGAUUGCAGUGUUUAGUUUCGUAUUUGGAGUCGGAUUUUCGCUUGGAACGUUUGUUUCUGGUUACGUUGUUAUGCUUUUGGGGUAUGACUACUCUAUGGCAGUAUCAUCUGGAAUGUCUGCCGUGGCAUUUAUUAUUGCAUAUUUUAUCCCAGAAACGAUAUCUGUUCAACAAAGGCAAUCUAGCAGGUUUAGUUGCAUGGGAAAUUUCAAAAACAUUUUAAGAUUUUAUCUGAAAAAUGACCCUGAUGAUCUGUCCUCAACUCGCUGGAAGUAUAACACUGCAAUCUUGUCGUUCAUUUUUAUAAUGAUGUCUAAGCUCGGGAUUUUUGCAGUUGAAACAUUUUAUCUUUUGAAUUCACCAUUUUGCUUUAACCCAGAGACAAUAAGUAUAUUUGAAACGGCUAAAACUUGUCUAUCGGAGAUUAUUAUUUUAGUGGGUAUUAGAUUAAUGCAGCAGUAUCUUCCAGACGAAACCAUUGCUUUAUUUGGAACAAUAUCUUCAAUAGGUUAUUGUGUAUUGUUUGGAAUGGCAUCAUCAAACAUUUAUCUAUAUAUAGGAGCAGCUGUCGGAACCAUGGGGAUGAGCUCUAUUCCGAUGAUUAGAGGAGUUAUGUCAAAGAUGACCCCACCCCAUAAGCAAGGUACUUUGUUCGGCAGUCUAGCCAUAGUGGAGAAUAUUUGUAACCUGACCGGUUCUGUCCUAGGUGGCGCUAUCUACUCAGAAACCGUAUCUUUCUACAGAGGAACGGUGUAUCUUGUGUUUGCUGGGUUUGCGUUCUUGGCUCUGAUACUUUUAAUAUUCCUGAUGAAAGACUCUAGAAGGGUUUACAUACAGAAAGAAAACACUAUAAAAUGUACAACGAAUUAGACCUCAGGAAAGAAAUUGUCU